GAUCGCUUUUGCUCACGUGACUGAUUUAAAUCCUCGCCGCCGCCGCCGCCUGUUUAGAGGACUGGAGGAGAGCCCGCGGUGUGAGCGGACGGUCAGAGAAGUGUAGUGACUUAUGAAUAUGUGAUGGCAUCUAAUUUACCCGCCACACCAAGAAGGAAGAGCGAAAAGGUAACGAGUGUCACAGGGGCAUCCUCCAAAGUGUCCAUGGACCAUUUCAAGUCUAAGAUGUGGAGCUAUUACACGAAGCUGGGAGACGCCUUUGUUGAAUGCAAAGUGUGUAAGAAGCAGUUUUCCUUCCACAAUAGCACCACGGGAAUGAGAGAACAUCUGCUGAGAAUGCAUAAUGUCCACAAUUCUAGCAUCUCUCAAAUUAAGGAACAUCCUGAACUGGACUUUCCUGACCGGGAUGGAGCAACAAAGAGACUGAGGCAAGCACUGCCCUCAGACAGCAUUUGUCCUUCAAUAUCCGAACCUCAGGCACAAGCGAUUGCUAACUUGGUCCUAGAGAUGAUUAUCAGCGACCUCCAUUCUCUUUCAGUGGUUGAAGAGAAGGGCUUUGCCCAGCUAGUUACUUUCUUGGAACCAAACAUUGAACUGCCGACCCAAGCACAUCUAGCUAGUAUGUUAUGGCACAAAUACACUGUAAUGAAAAAGCAGCUGAAAUUUUGUCUUCAGGCUGCCCCAUCGGUUGUCCUAUCACUUGAGAAUUGGGCUGAUAACUCUAAAAGAUCCUACGUCUCCAUUUCAGCAAAUGUUAUUGACAGUAACUGGCGGUUUUGUAUAUCCCUACUGGAAACGCACCCUGUUCACCAAGCCAAAGGGGACAAUGACCUGGGCGAGCACUUGCACUCUAUGCUGGCGGAGUUUGGCCUGUCUAGUAAUCGAGUGUUCUGUGUCGUGCAUGAUAAAUCAUCCAUGCUGUCAACUUAUUUCAGAUCUUUCAAAGAUGCAUAUGGGUGGACCAGCCUCUGCUGUGCUGCCCAUAGUUUACAGGGUUGUGUAAAAGUAGGGCUAGAGGUCCAAGAAGUGCAAGAAGCUCUGAUGGCAGCUAGAGACUUGGUGAGCUUCUUCCAAGAAGACUUCAAAGCCAGUUGCUUUCUCAAUUCUAAGCUGGAAGCUAUGAACAAGCCAAGGCUGGUGCUAGAUACAGAGACAUGCUGGAUCUCAACAUUAGAAAUGUGUCAGAGCUUGCUGGACCUCAAAUGGGCCAUCCUUUCUAUUCUAGAGGAACUUAAGGCAGAAAACCUGUCUGAGCAGCACUGGAAGUUGAUUCAGGAUUUGGUGCCAAUGUUGAAGCCUAUAUGGAUUGCUACAGUGUUCCUGCAAGAAGAACAGAAUGCUUCUAUCUCCUCACUAAUGCCGUGUCUUUUUGGUAUCUUCAAUUCCAUUGCACAAAGUUGUGAAGCUAACAACGGUGCCAUUAAAGCUGCUGCAAACCAAAUACGAACCGAGAUCUGUAGACACUGGGAUAUGUUGGAUGAAGGAAAACUGAUUGGCAACCCAGCAGUCAUUGCUUCAUUUUUGGACCCUCGUUUUAAAGAGCUCAGGUUUCUUAAACCAUGGGCAAGAGGAGAACUACAUGUAAGGGUCAGAAAUUUGCUUUUGGACCCAAGCGUUACUGACCAGCCGUGGUCUCUGACUUGUGUAACUGAAGGUAGUAUUGAUACACUUCGUCCCGUCCAGGGUGGCAUUCCUGAUGUUGGAUUUGACAGCAUUUAUGACUUUCUACUUGGAAAAGAUCCAACAGUUGCCUUGCCUGAAGCCCAUCACCAGCUGGAAAAUUACAUAGUGGAACCUGUCUGUAAACGUACAGCUGACCCUCUUCAGUGGUGGAACAGUAAUCAUCACAGAUAUCCAGCAUUGGCGCGAUUAGCUCAGCAGUACCUUGCCAUACCUGCCACUGCUGUGAAAGCUAAAAAUGUCUUUGGCAUGCUACAAGACACACUACAAAACCGAAAAGCUGCUCUGGAACCAAAACAUUUGGCACCCAUUAUUUUCUUGCAUCAGAAUAAAGACUUUCUAGAGUGGAAUCUGAAAGAAGUGUAACUGAGGUUCAGCGUCUGGGUUUAGACUGAGAAUUCUGGGACCAAGAGUUCAGCAAAUUAAGCAUGAGGUGCCUUUUUUUUUUUUUUAUCCUGGAUUCUAAAACCAGAUGUAGUAAUACCAAGGGGUCAUGUUCUGGCACAUACCCAUUUUACACGGUGCCACACUAUUCAUAUUUCACCAGGGGAUCUGGCCAUCCUACUUGCCAUCAAGUUUAGAAAAAAAAGCUGUUUGAAAUUUUGGACUACAUGUUCAUCCAACUCGAAAAACGGGCCCAGCAGUUGGAUUUUAAUUCAGAAUACCAAUUUUUAUCAUUUGGUUGCAGUCGACACGCGUGCUGCAAAAUACACUGCAUGGUUGAAAUAUUUUUAAGAAGUGAAACUUUCAAUAACUGCACAGUAAAGCACGUAUGCACUUAAGCAAUAUUUAACUCCUGAUCCUCAAGUGAACUGUUUAACAUUUAGGAGGGAGCACUGUAAUAUUUAUCUGUAAAAAGCUGUGGUUUCUAGUGUGUAAAUUUAUUUAUUUUUCUUUUUAAAGAAAAAAAUACUAACCGCACUUUAUAAAUUUGUACACAGUUUGGUGUUCUAUUUUUUUUUGUAAUAAAAUUUAAUUAAAUUA
This is a messenger RNA of Rana temporaria (common frog), 2664 nucleotides long. Its product is annotated as E3 SUMO-protein ligase ZBED1-like. Bases 124 to 2046 code for a protein of 640 amino acids. NCBI's taxonomy places the organism in Eukaryota, Metazoa, Chordata, Amphibia, Anura, Ranidae. The record is from RefSeq and is a predicted model, not a curated record. The transcript is spliced from 2 exons. Gene Ontology annotation, molecular function: protein dimerization activity; DNA binding.